UGGGGAUUCUAGACCUCCUCCCCCUUAAAUUUUACAUGUAAAAGGAUAGGCAUGGCCUGUAUAGGCAACAACUACACAGCUCCUCCCAAACUUGUAUUAAUUACUCAAUAUAGGCAACCCGCAACACGCAUAAACCCAACACCAUCACCAGAUCCUACACGUAACCGGUAUAUAUUUUAUACCUUCUCCUUCAAACCCCCUACCUUUUGAAGAAAAAUAAUGUAUAUAAUAUUCUGAUUUUGACUAAAUAUGACACCUGACCAUCAAAUAUUUUUCCCCUUCCCAAUCAAUUAUAUUUCUUCCCCUUUUAUUUACACACACACACACACACACACACACACACACACACACACACACACACACACACACACAUAACAUAUUUACCAUCACAUACAUACUAAACGCAGUACACACACAUAUUACAUAAGUAAUCUUACAUCACACAUACACAACAAUCAAACAUAUUAUACAUAGUUAACAUAUCGAUACCUAUUUUAUUCAUUUACGAAUAAGUACCUAGCUAAAUCAUACGUUAUGCAUAGGAAUGUUUCACACACACACACACACACACACAUAACAGCUUCACAUACAUUAAACCUUUUCAAACAUACAUUGUCCAUAACAAACCCAUAAUGAGGGAUGUGGUAUCCCUGUCACCAAGUCCGUUCCAAAUACAAACAUGUACAGACCUGCAGAGUCAUAUUCGAGUAUUGUCGGCGAAUAAAAAAGUAGUGCAUGAAGCAAAAUGAAAUCAGUCCAUGUACUACCCUUCAAGUGUCAAAUUGUGUUAAUUCAGAGUUCCUAAGUUCCUAACUAUUUCAUACUGUUAUUUAAAGUACAAUUUUUUUAUAAUUCAAUACCCAUAUAUUCGUUGAAGGGUACAGUCUUGUUUCGCGAGUUCGACUAGUGCUCUUCAGUUUUAAACAUAAUCAUGUUUUCGUGUUGUGUAUGCGAUAAAGCCUUUACAUUGAUCAAAAAUCUACAUAGACAUGCCAAGUCACACGAAUCACCCACUAAAAUCGUAUGCAGUAUUUGCUCAGAAAUAUUCACGCGAAGAGAUAACCUCAUCAGACAUAAAAAAGAAAAACAUCAUUCAAAUAUUAUAAUCCAACAACAACCAACCAUAACCAAGCGAGAAAUUCAAGAUUUUUUUAAACCAGCUGAACAAAUUUACGAUUAUGAUGUUCAAUCUCGCAAUGGUCAUAAGCGCUCAUAUCAUAAGGAAAAUUCAAACGAAGCGGUAAAUGCUAAAAAAGCACGUUUACUUCUUGUACAGUCUCCCGGCUUUAUCGAAAUUUCGUCUUCUGCAAAUAGAAAAGUCGUAUGGUAUUACGUGAAAAAUUUCGAAAAUAUUCAAAACUAUAUUGAAUUUUUUAAUUCGAUUAAAUCUGAAUUAGUCGAGUUAUUAAAAUCACAAGCGUCUAAACAUCCGAUCAAGUUUAAUUUAAAGCUGGAAGCUACAUACAAUAUUCCAAAUGUUGAUAAUACAUCAGAGAACCGUUCAUUUAAGACCUCAGCUAGACCGAUUUUUGUCGAAACUGGUGUACGAGAAAUUGUUGAAGAAGGCAUUAUACAAUUAAUGGCUGAGCAAGAUGAAUAUUUUAGCAAGGGAAGUGGUUAUACGUUACAGUGUAUUGACGGAUUAUUAUUAGGCGUAUAUAAAUAUACGCCUAUGAGCGCUUCAUCUUAUAUUCCGUUACCGGACUUCAUCGAAAAGAAAAAAGCUGUAAUCAACCCGCAAAACUCAGACCAACAGUGUUUCAAGUGGGCUAUAUUAGCAAAACACGUUUCGGGAAAUACCAAAAAUCAAGUGGCUGAAAAUUAUACAACUCACGAAGAAAAAUAUAAUUUUUCCGAUCUCACGUUCCCGACAAAAUUACAUCAGGUUAACAUUUUCGAAAAAAAUAAUCCUAACGUAACUGUCAAUGUUUACGGACUCGAAAAACAUUUCCAACCACCGCAAAAAUUUCCAAAAUAUGAAGUGUUUCCACUGAAGGUUGUAGAUGAAGAAAAAACAGAUCAUUUCGACUUGUUACUAAUAACCGAUGAUGAAAAUUCUCAUUUUACCUACAUCUCUAAUUUUUCCCGACUGGUGCGAUCACAGAAAACCCGACAUAAAGCAAGCGCUGUAUUUUGUAAACGUUGCUUUACAUCGUUCGAACCUCUAAAUAUUAAUAAAUACGAAUUAAAUGAGCGCAUACGAUUUGAAGAACACAAGUUAAUAUGCGGAACACAUAAACCAAUUUUACCUCGAAUGCCUGCUCCUGGAUCGAUGUUAGAAUUCGACGCAUGGAAAAAAACUCAACGACAUCCGAUAGUUAUAUAUGCAGAUUUUGAAGCACUACUAAAAAAAUCAGAUGAAAAAUGUGGGAACAAUACAAAAGCUAUUCAAAAACACGAGGCCAUGAGUUAUGGUUUUAUGGUUAAAGCAAAUAACGACGUUCCCGCAGAACUGCUUGAACAAUUUAAUAUUCCAACUUCACCUAUAAUUUUUCGUGGCGAUGAAGAUAAUCAGAAUGUGGGUGAACAUUUUGUGAAGAGUAUCGUUGAAAUAGCUGAAAACAUUGAAAAAUUACUACAAACCAACAUACCCAUAACCUUUACUGAAGAACAACAACAAGCACAUAAUUUAUGUAAGACAUGUAAUUUAUGUAAAAACGGUUUCUCUGUGGGAAACCAUAAAGUUGCUGAUCACUGUCACUUAUCGGGUAAAUUUCGACAAACAUUGUGUAAUACCUGCAACCUCAAGCUUCAAACACCAAAUUUUGUACCAUGUUUUUUUCACAAUUUAUCGAAUUAUGAUGCACAUUUUAUUGUAACUGAACUCGGUCUCGAUGUGAAAAAAAUUUCUGUUAUACCAAACAGUGAAGAAAAAUUCAUCUCAUUUUCAAAACACGUUUCCAACAACUUUUCAAUACGGUUCAUCGACACAUUAAGAUUUAUGGCUUCAAGUUUAUCAACACUCUCGGACAAUUUAUUAACACCAGGGUUCGAAAAGUUUAGAGAAACAGCUAAACAUUUUAAUACCGCAGACUUGCCACUCGUUACUCGUAAAGGUGUUUACCCUUAUGAGUAUACGGAUGGUUGGAACAAGCUGGAGCAAACCAAUUUACCAGAGAAAGCAGAUUUCUACAGUACACUAACAGAAUCAAAUAUACAAGAAGAAGAUUAUGAACAUGCAAAAACUGUUUGGAGUCACUUUGGAUGCAAGACUUUGGGUGAAUACAGUGAUCUAUAUCUGAAAAUUGAUGUUUUAUUGUUGGCUGAUGUGUUUGAGAACUUCAGAGACCUAUGUUUAACCACAUACUGUUUGGACCCAUCUUUUUACUAUACAGCACCAGGAUUCUCCUUUGAUUGUAUGUUAAAAUAUACCAGAGUCAAAUUAGAGUUACUCACAGAGUAUGAUAUGCUGUUGAUGAUUGAAAAGGGAAUUCGAGGCGGUUUGACACAAGCAAGUAUGAGGUAUGCUAAAGCUAAUAAUGAAAAGACCCCAGAUUAUGAUCCAACAAAGUCCAAAUCAUGGUUAAUUUAUCAAGAUUGUAAUAAUCUGUACGGUUGGGCAAUGUCACAACACAUGCCCUAUGGUGGUUUUAAGUGGGUUGAACCUAAACUAGAAGGGCUGAAUGAUUUGAACGAUACAUCACCCAUCGGACGGAUAUAUGAAGUUGACAUUACUUAUCCGAAAGAACUCCAUGAUAAACACAACGACUUACCUUUCCUUCCUCAAAACGGCAUCCCAGCUGGUUCAAAAGUUAAAAAACUCAUGGCAACACUUCAGUCGAAAAAAAACUAUAUUAUUCAUUACCGAAACCUCCAACAAGCUAUAGCCAAUGGACUCAUAGUUGAAAAAGUUCAUAGAGUAGUUCAGUUUAAUCAAUCACCAUGGCUGGCUCCAUACAUAGCACUAAACACAGAGAUGCGAAAAAAAGCAGCAAAUGACUUUGAGAAAGACUUUUUCAAACUUUUAAAUAAUGCGGUUUUUGGGAAAACCAUGGAGUCUAUGAGGAAAAGAAUAAAAAUGGAACUGGUGUCUAGUGAUCGUCGUUUACAAAAACUGAUAAAUCAGUCAACAUUCAAACACUGUACCACAUACAAUGAAACUCUAAAUGCAGUUGCAUUAGAAAACAAAAUCAUUGAUUUUUGUAAACCUAUUUAUAUAGGUAAGUUACAUUUAUUUUAAAUUUUUUAUUGUUAUAUUAAUAUUUUAAAUUUUUUUUAUCAGGUUUUACAGUGCUGGAAAUUUCCAAGUAUUUAAUGUAUGACUAUCACUAUAACGUAAUGCAGAAACAUUAUGAUGAUAAAAUUGAGCUCAUGUAUACAGAUACAGAUUCAUUGGUGUACUAUAUUCAAACUGAUGAUUUUUACAAUGAUCUGUUGAACAAUCCAAACUUGUUGAAUCGAAUGGACACUGCAAAUCUACCUCGUGACCACCCGUG
This is a messenger RNA of Aphis gossypii (cotton aphid), 4436 nucleotides long. RefSeq lists its product as uncharacterized. Bases 932 to 4180 code for a protein of 1082 amino acids. Lineage: Eukaryota; Metazoa; Arthropoda; Insecta; Hemiptera; Aphididae. The record is from RefSeq and is a predicted model, not a curated record. The transcript has 7 exons.